CGCGCGAUGGCGGAGGUGGACCCCCCCGCGCCGGUGGCGAUCGAAGUCGACGGCGAAGAUACGCCGCCGACUUCCCCGCGGACGUCGACGUCGUUGCCGUCGUCGCCGAUGACGCCGUCGAUAGGCGGUGCCGUGAAAUCGAGCGGAUGGAAGCACCUCGCGCCGUACCCGCUGGACGAUCGAUGGGACGACGUCCUCGCGCUCGGCCCACGCGAUCGGUGCCGAGCCGGUACGCUCGCGAACGGGAUGAAGUUCUACGUCAUGCGGACGUUUAAACCGAAAGAUCGCGCGUCGCUCGCGCUCGCGGUCGACGUCGGCAGCAUCGCGGAGGAGGAGGACGAGCAAGGCGUCGCGCACCUCGUCGAGCACCUCGCGUUCAGGGCGACGGAGAGCAACGAGAACUUUCACAUCGUCAAGUUUUUAGAAUCCAUCGGCGCCGAGUUCGGGGCGUGUCAAAACGCGUACACGUCCAUGGACGAGACCGUGUACGAGCUCACGGUGCCGAUAGAUAAGCCGGGCAUACUCGACGAGGCGCUGAGCAUAAUGUCCGAGUGGGUGAACAAAGUGCGGAUAAGCGACGACGACGUGAGGGACGAGCGCGGCGCGGUGCUGGAAGAGAUGCGGAUGGGCCGAGACGCGCGAGGCAGAUCGGCGGAGGCGUACUGGAAGCUCCUCAUGUCCGGGUCGAAAUACGCGGAGAGGCUGCCGAUCGGGCUGCAGUCCGUGAUCAAAGACGGCGACCCGGAGGUGUUCCGGAGGUUCUACAGGAAGUGGUACCGACCGGAACGGAUGGCGGUCGUCGUCGUCGGGGAUUUCCCGGAUCUCGACGGCGUCGCCGAAUCGAUCGCGAAGACGUUUGAAACGUGUUCGCCCGCGCCGGGGCAACCGGUCGAGAACCCGGUCGUGCACCGCCCGACGAUCGCGCCGCACGCCGCGCCGCGCGUGACGUGCGACGUGGACAAGGAGCACACGAAGACCAUGGUCACGGUGACGUACAAGUACGCCAGCGGCGGGAUCUCAACCCCGGGCGGGCUGUUCGAGAAAACCGUCGAGGAGGCGUUCAAGCUCGCGAUCGAUAACCGCCUGUAUAAGAUCAUGCGGAAGGCGGACCCGCCGUUCUUCAGCGCGGCGUGCUCUGUGGAGGACGCGACACGAACGACGACGAUGUUUAGCGUUCAGAUCGUGUGCGACGAAGGGAAGGUCACGCGGGGGCUGGCUGCGGGUUUGCGAGAGAUGACGCGCGCGCGUCUUCACGGAAUCUCCGAGCAGGAGCUCAAGAUCGCCGCGGCGAAGCAGCUCGCGGAGGCGGAGCAGCUGUACGUCGAGCGCGACCAGACGUACUGCACGUCCCUGCGCGACGAGCUCGUCGGGCACUUCCUGAGAGGCGAGCUCGUCGUCGGCGCGGAGGAAGAAGCGCGGCUGAGCAAGGCUUGCACGGAGAAGAUGCGCACGACGCACGCCGACGCGUUUGGGAAAAAGUUUAGCGUCGACGCGAGCUGCACGAUACGCGUCAUGGAGGGACGACGGUCGACGACCGUGGAGGAGAUCGAGGCGGUCGUGAGGGAGAUACAACGAGAGGAAGACGCGGGAGAGAUCACGGAGAACGCGAUGUUCCAAGUCCCGAGCGUCGUGUUGAAGGACGAGGCCCUCCCUCCGCCGGGACGCGUGACGGAGGAGCGAUCGUUUCCGAGCGUCGGGUUCGAGGUCUUGACGCUGAGCAACGGGAUGAAGGUCGGGAUGAAGACCACGGACUUUCUGGACGAUCAGGUCCUCGUGAGAUGCUUCGCGAAAGGAGGCCUGAGCGAGGUCCCGGAGAGCGAGUACCUCGACGCGUUGUACGCGAACACGAUCGCGACCGAGCUCGGGAUUUUCGGGUUGAAGCCGGAGAUUUUGUCCGACGUGCUCGCGGGGAAACGCUGCGACGUCUCGAGUAAAACCGGGACGUACUACCGCCGCGUCGACGGCGACACCUCCCCUACGGACAUCGAGAGCGGGUUACAGCUCAUACACGCGCUGUUCACGUCGAACGUCAGAGACAUGCUCGUUCCGGAGGAGCUCGAAGCGGUCCUGCGGAUGCAAGAGCAGGCGAUUCGGAACCGGUCGCGGAAUCCGAACACGCUGUUCCACGAGACGAUUCGAUACCUCGCGUACGGGCGGUCGUACAUGACGAGGCCGCUGAAACCGUCGGACGUUCGAAAGAUGCGCCCGCUUCGCGCGUGCGAGCACUUCAACGCGUCGUACUCGGACCCGAGCGAGUUCGCCGUCGCGCUCGUCGGCGCGUUCGACGCCGACCGCGUGCGUCCGAUGCUCGAGAAGUACCUGGGCUCGAUACCGGUUCCGAGCGAUUCGAAACCGCACGAUUCGAAACCGCUCACGCCCGCGACGUUUAAGUUCCCGUCCGGGGUCGUGAACAAGACGAUCCGCGUCCCGAUGGUCGAGCCGAUGGCGAUGGCGAGCAUCAUCUUCCCGAUUAACAUCCCGAACCCGGAUCACGACGCGGUCACCGGGGAGGUCGUCGCGACGGUGGAGGGCUCCGCGAAGAUUCGACGGAUGAAGCACAUCAGCGUCACCGCGAGCGGGAUCAUCGAGCGUCGGCUGCUCGCGCUCUUGCGGUUCAAAUUCGGGGAGAUUUACACCUGCUCCGCGGGCGCGUCGUUUUCGUACCAAGACCAGAGCGCCAUGGUCGGCGACGUGAUUCGCGGCGACGUCAUGAUCAGCUUCAGUUGCGACCCGGACGCGGGUCAGCGGCUCGCCGCGCUCGCGUUAGAGAACGUCGUCGACCUCAUCGAGAACGGCCCGACGCUCGAGGACGUGAAGACCGCGGUCGAGGUCGAGCGGCGGACGUUGGAGGUGAGCGCGAAGGAGAACUCGUACUGGCGCGAGUACUUCCAGGCGCUGACCAACAGCCGGCUCGCGCCCGUCGUGGACGGCGACUUGGACGCCAUCUUCGAGCUGUCCGAGCGCACGCGCGAGGAGCUCCUGGACGGCAUAACUCCCGCGAUCGUCAGAGAGCACCUGCGCGAGUGCCUCAAGGUCCAGGACCGGGUCGUCGUGGUGCUGCGGCCGCGGCGGGCGCUGUGGCGGAGGGUGUUGACGCCGGACCCGACCACCGCGGAGGGGCUCGUCGUCAUGAGCUGCGUCGGGAUCGCCGCUUGGGGGGUCAUGAGAUGCUUUAAGCGGCGUUGA
This is a messenger RNA of Micromonas pusilla CCMP1545, 3186 nucleotides long. RefSeq lists its product as uncharacterized. Bases 7 to 3186 code for a protein of 1059 amino acids. Gene Ontology annotation, molecular function: metalloendopeptidase activity; metal ion binding. Lineage: Eukaryota; Viridiplantae; Chlorophyta; Mamiellophyceae; Mamiellales; Mamiellaceae. The record is from RefSeq and is a predicted model, not a curated record. Gene Ontology annotation, biological process: proteolysis. The transcript is spliced from 2 exons.